Molecule: messenger RNA, 3903 nt
Organism: Syngnathoides biaculeatus (alligator pipefish)
Lineage: Eukaryota; Metazoa; Chordata; Actinopteri; Syngnathiformes; Syngnathidae
Gene: lgi1b
Product: leucine-rich, glioma inactivated 1b
Exons: 11
Coding region: 1065-2693 (542 amino acids)
Biological process (GO): myelination
Molecular function (GO): protein binding
Source: RefSeq, a predicted model, not a curated record
UUUUUUUUUAACAAUUUCUCGAAUAAUUAACUCCAAUACGAUCACUAUUUCUGGACAAUCAUAAUGUUGGGCGUUCAAUAUAUGACUACAUGUAGUUAACAUUUAAGCUGUUCUACAUCUAAUUGCGAUCUUAUUUUGCAAUUAAGUAUGUAAAAUUAUUUAGCUUAGCUUUAGCUUAGUCUUUUUUUUUUUUUUCCAUCGCAACUUUUCACUUUUGCCCUGUACAGCCGUAUUAAAUGAAAAUGUAUAAUUAGGAUGAAAAUUGAAAUGGGGACUCUCAACCAGGAUUCAGUGCACAAAAAGCAGGGGUCCGUGUAGUUGUUUGAACGCUGGGUUGCAAAUAUAAAGCGGAUGUUAUGCGAGGGAAAAAGUUUUCGAGUCAUCCGUUUUUAAAGGUGCUGAAGAAAGACGCCUUGUGUUUCGGGCCACAUAUCCACCCACGCGUCAGAACAAAGGGUCCAAUCUUCUCAACAACGCCUUUAAUUUUGGGGGUGUAUAUUAAAAUAUCUUGUGCAUUAAAUUAAUAUUUAAUGUAUCUUAUUAGCAUAGCCAAGCGUGCAAGGGAAAAAAAAAGGAGGGGGGCGGGCGCGAUUUCAAAGAAGCAGGUGCAUUUGCUCAGAGGCACACGAAUAAAUAGGAGCCUUUUAAAUGGCCGGCUGAGAAGCGCGCGUAAAUAAUGAUAAUAAAAGCUGGAGUGGCUGAUAAGAGAGGAGGGGGGGGGCUGGCACUUUGUUUGGUGGCCCCCUUUUUCUCCCCCCUCGCCCUUACUCCCCUCUCAUGGGCUCCAACUUCUUUGUAUGCAGCAGAGUAAUAAGAAGCAGACAACAUUUUGAGGAGGGAGGCAGGGGAUAAAGACAGAGAGGGAGCGAGAGAGGGGGGGGGGUGUUAUUUAGGAGGGUGACAUCAGUCUGUUUCUUUUUUUCUAUACCCAUUUGGAGUCCUGCACACAAAACCGGUGCCUCGGAUCUAAAGCUUUGCACACACAAAAAAAAAAACCCAACGGGAUCAUCUUAAAUAAGUAAUCACAAACGAGAUUACGGGGCAAGCGGGGACCAGAUAGAAUUAUGGCAUUCGCAGGAGCGAGAGGUCGGACGCUGGCGGUCUGGCUGGUCGCCGCGUGUUGGGUUCUCGCGGCCGGACGGAGGGGGAAGCAGUCCCGGUGCCCCGCUGGAUGCACUUGCACCAAAGAUAACGCCCUGUGCGAGAACGUCCGAGCCGUGCCUCACAGCUUCCCCGUCGAUGUGCUCUCACUGUCUUUUGUCAAGUCUGGAUUUAAUGAGAUCGUGGGAGGAAGCUUUGUGCAUACACCUGCCCUGCAACUUCUAUUGUUCACGGCCAACUCCUUUGACCUUAUUGAUGAAGAUGCAUUUGUCGGUCUGCCUCAUCUCGAAUAUCUAUUUAUUGAAAAUAACAAGAUUACGUCGAUCUCCCCUUUUGCAUUCCGGGGCCUCAAAUCAUUGAUUCAUCUGAGUCUGGCUUACAACAACCUUGAGACGCUGCCUAAAGAUGUCUUCAAGGAGAUGGAUGCUUUGACUAAAGUGGAUCUGAGAGGCAACAACCUAAUAUGUGAUUGCAAGCUCAAGUGGCUGGUAGAAUGGAUCCACCACACCAACGCCACGCUGGACCAGAUCUACUGCAGCGGUCCACCUUUGCACCAGGGCAAGAAGAUCAAUGAUCUGCUGCCACACUCCUUCGACUGCGUCACGUCCGAAUUUGCCUCCUAUCAGUCGCUGAAGUUUGAGUCCAUUUUCGUAGAGGCCUUCACCUUCGGUCAAGAUCAGUAUGUUGUGUUUGCGCAACCCUUUUCUGGGACAUGCAGCUUUCUGGAAUGGGAUCAUGUUGAGAUGACCUUCAGAACUUUUGAUACCAUUGAAAGCACUUCCACUGUGGUCUGCAAGCCAUUGGUGAUCAACAACCACCUUUUUGUCAUUGUGGCGCAGCUGUUUGGCGGCUCCCACAUUUACAAACGUGACAUUUCCGCCAACAAAUUCAUCAAGAUCCAGGACAUCGACAUCCUGAAAAUCCGCAAACCCAACGACAUUGAGACCUUCGUGAUCGAUGGGGAGUCGUUCUUCAUCAUUGCGGAUAGCUCAAAGGCCGGCUACACGACUGUGUACAAAUGGAACGGCAACGGAUUCUACUCCCACCAAUCACUCCAUCCGUGGUACCGCGAUACAGACGUGGAAUACUUGGAGAUCUCCAACAAACCCCACCUGAUCUUGUCCAGCAGCUCCCAGAGGCCGGUGGUUUAUCAGUGGAACCGGGGCCAGAAGCUGUUUGAGCGCAGGACCGACAUACCAGAGAUGGAGGACGUCUUAUCAGUCCAACAUUUUCGGGUCAAGAGUGAGCUGUUUAUAUGCUUGACAAGAUUUAUCGGGGACUCCAAGGUGAUGCAAUGGGACGGGGCCAUGUUCAAGGAGGUCCAGACGUUUCCCUCCCGCGGAUCUAUGGUUUUCCAGCCCGUCUCCAUUGGCAACUGGCAGUACGCCAUCCUGGGCAGUGAUUACUCGCUGACGCAGGUCUACCAGUGGGACACCAAGAGAGGCCAGUUUGUCCCGUCCCAGGCGCUCAGCAUUCAGGCGCCGCGAGGGUUUUCCGUGGUAUCAGUCGACGGACGAGACUUCCUGAUUGCGUCCAGCUUUAAGGGGAAGUCUCAGAUAUACGAGCAUCUUAUGAUAGACCUGAGCAAUUAAAUCCACCAAACGGUUUGGACUACCGCUCACUGUCAAUGUUUAUCUGACAUUUGUUUCAAAUCUUUUAAAUUGUGGCGGAGUUGAUUGGGGAAUAUGGUGCGGUUAAGGAUAGGAAGUUUAGGGGGGGGAUCUGAUGUUCUGAAGGAGAGCAGACCUUGGAAGUGUGAAGAAAAGAAUAUGACCUGAGGGGACAGAAGAAUUGUGACAGAACUUCAGAGUUCAAACCCUCAAAAUGCAUGACCUCAGGAGAGUCUUUUGCGUACCUCAUGAGGCCUCAGUUCUUUGGCUUUUUUACAUCAUCAGUAGUGGUUCACGUAUUUUUGUAGGAGGAUUUUACAGUCUCAAGAGGUUCUUGUGUCUUUCUGUUCAGUGUUCGGGUUAUCAUCUAGAUACUCUGGCUUCAUCCCACAUCUCAAAGACUUUUAUGCUAAUGUAAUAGAAGACUAAAUUGCACAUGAAUGUGACUGACUGACUCUUGCCUGAAUUCAGCUGGGAUAGGCUCCAGCUCACCCUUGAACCCGGACAGAAUAAGCAGUAUAGAAAAUGGUCGGGUGGACAAACUGAAUCAGAAUCGACGAUGUCCCCCUGAAAUAGCUCAUUCCCUCUAGUGAAGCCCCGAUAGCUUGAUCGCAAGUGUACGAGUGUGACUCAGCUGUUAAUUUCGCGUUAGAAAAUCACAUUCGUCAUGUUCCGCCCAGCUGUCGUCAUCGCUCAUCACUUAUGGAGCACGGACUGAAGAAUCCACUCAGCUCUUCUCCAUCGGUUACACAAGACUCUAUGCAUCACGCAAACACUCUGCGUUGCUUUUCAAAUGAAUGACUCGCUAGAAGCGUCCCACUGUUGUCACCCCACCUCGCUCCCUUUCACUGCACUCUUGCCCCUUUUUCGCUCUCAUUGACAAAAGCAUUGUUUGUUUAUGUACAGUCCCCGUGCUUUCACACAGUCCUCUUAUUGGGGAUCACAAUGGAAUUCUGAAAAACAAUUACCAGCUUCAUUGACAACCCUUUUCCAAAUAUGAUUUUGGACCCCUUUUUUAUAUUACUGUAUAAAUUAAUUUAUAUGAUGCGUUUUUUAGGUAGAAAAGACCAUAGUCAGUGUUUUCUUUUUAAAAUAGUGUCACUCAAUGUUAGGUACAGUGUUAAAUGUCAUUAAAGAAUAAACAAUUGUUUUGAAGUGAGGUUGAUGAGGCCCCCACCUCACUGAAAAGGAA